Cynoglossus semilaevis (tongue sole) is the source of this 4186-nucleotide messenger RNA. Its product is annotated as KAT8 regulatory NSL complex subunit 1. Lineage: Eukaryota; Metazoa; Chordata; Actinopteri; Pleuronectiformes; Cynoglossidae. The transcript has 15 exons. Gene Ontology annotation, molecular function: histone acetyltransferase binding. The record is from RefSeq and is a predicted model, not a curated record. Gene Ontology annotation, cellular component: NSL complex. The coding region runs from base 795 to 4106 and encodes 1103 amino acids.
GCAGUGACUGCGGUUUAACUACCUUUAACUUUUUUUUUUACAAUAGCUUCUGUCUAACUUGACAUUGUGCUGUGUUUUGGAAAGACAAUGCCCUCCUGUGGUAUCUCCUUUUGAGCUUUUCUGCCGUUUCUUAUCUGCCCUUUACUCUAGUGGUGAGUAUGAGAAAUGUCUCCCGCCUACCAGCAAGCAACACACGCACACACUAGCACGCGUGCGCGCACACACUGCUCUUCUAUGUUUGUCAGACUCAAAGCCGAGGGAGCGGAGAUAGCCGCCAUUUUCUAAGCGUCUCUCCCUAAAACGAGAGAAAAAGCUCCGCGGUAAAACUGCCAUCUGGACUACAUUUCGCGUAACGAGAACCUGGAUUUUUGCUCAUGGACUAUCGUAAAUCCGCCUACGUUUGAAGUAUUCGGGGAAGAAAGGACCGUUUCGCGGCCUGGGUUUAUAUUCGCUGUGGCGGCGAGGCGAGCUAGUGCCGCCGAAGAAGGUGUAGAUCGUUGAUUCGCCCAUUGCCUGAAUCCGGAACGAACCCGAGGAGAGGCUCUGCGAAGCGGAGCAUUUUUUUUUACACACAGUCCAGCUGCCUUUUUCAUGGAUUAGUUCAUGGCCGAGUGAUAAAGUCAAUUGGCGUUUUUUUUGUGUGUGUGCUAGCACUCUUGUGUUUUUUACGUAAACUGCAGGGGAUUGUUGCCGAAAUUCCCUCGGAUAGUGCAACCUCGUCACGUGGCUGUCCUCAGGUGGGGCAGUAAGCGGGUUGUGUGGAGCAGGCCGCGGUGCCCGUCCCUCUGCACUGCAUGGCUGCGAUGGCGCCCGCUCUCACCGACGCCCCAGCCGAAGCUCACCACAUCCGCUUCAAACUGGCUGCACCAUCUUCAAGUCUCUCACCGGCAAGUGCAGAGAACAACGGUAACGCCAGCAACAUUCUCAUCCACAGCAGUGGCCCCGCUAAGUGCAAGGUCGCAUCCGAAGAGUGCCCUCUUGAUUUUUGUGUCGGCAACCAGGAAGAGCAGGAGCAGCAGCCCCAAACUGAUUCUGUGUCUCAGGCCUCCGCCCUGGGCAAACUCCAGCCACUGGUGGCGUCUUACCUGUGCUCUGAUGUGACACCGGUUUCCUCGCCUAAGGAGUCAAUCAAGCUACAAGGAGUCCUUAUCAAACAGUCUGUGUUGAAAAGCCACAGGAUACUGCCUACUUCCCUGCUUAACGGCGGAGGAGACUUCCUGUUAAGGAAAAGGCAGGCAAUUGAAAUCUCUGGCAGUCAGUUGAAAACCCUCAUGAGUGGCAGCACUAACGGAGGUGGCCAGCCCAUGGCACCGGUCAAUGGACUGGCAAAAAAGCUGGCCACUAUGUCGGGGGCUGGGUGUGCAGUGGCAGUUAAUGGUGACAAACCCCCUGCCACCACAGACUCUCAGUCGCAAAGCCUGUCCUUAGGCCCUGAGACCUUGACAGCUGCCUUAUCAGGGCAUAUCCCAGUGAAAGGAACACUUAAACAGAAGCAUUCCUUGGGAGUUUCUCAAAAUACAGAUGGAUUAAAUGUUGAACCAUCAGUGCUUCAGUCUAUUGCACUUUCCCCAUUUACCAACAACAACAACAACUCAAACCCCAGUGAACAGGUGAAUUUAGAAGAGGCUAAUUCGAACACGCCUAUCAGUCAGUCACAGGGCACUGACAGGGACACACCAGGCAGCAGCCAGCAAGGAUCCCUACUUUGCACACCUGCGCCCCUGCCAUGUAGUUCUUCUUCAGACAGCCUUGAUGCUCAUAUUAGAGAGCGCACACUUCUCAACAGCAGCCGUCAAGCUGAGAUUGAAAGCCGGCUAAGACGCCUACGCAAACGUCUUCAGGUGGUACAGGCCAAACAGGUGGAGCGGCACAUUCAGCAACAGUUGGGUGGCUUCCUGGAUUCAGCUCUCAGCCGACUUUUGACCAGUAACCGCAAGUCAGAGACAACGACCACAACAGCUACGUGGAGGACUGGGCGUCACUCUUCGAACAACAGAGAUGGUCUCAGUCGCUUUCUAAAAACUGGCUCUAUGCCCUUAGAAUUGGAAAGGCUGUAUCUGAGUGGAUCAGCUAACCUCCAUUCAGCUGAAGUCGCCUUUGACUCAGAUGUGACAGAAAGUAGCUCUGGAGGGGACUCUGACCUGGAAGAGGAGGAGGUGACAAGGGUGGACAUCGCACAGCGUCAUGUCAAAAUAUGGAAGAGAGCAGAGAGUCGCUACACGGUGGAGAGAGCUGCCAUCAUCAGCCACUGGAACUGGCUCCAGGCUCACAUCUCAGACUUGGAGUACCGCAUCAGACAGCAGACAGACAUCUACAGACAAAUUCGGGCCAGCAAGGGCUCUGUUGAGUUGGGUGGUGUUUCUCCCAGUACAGUGCCUACAGGUGGGACAGAAGUAAAAACAGAGGCUGUCGGUAGUCAGGAUGUGCCUUCAGAACGGCUGGAGCACACAGGCCCCGCCCAUCUCACCAAUACAGAGGGCGGUCCAUGGAAGGGUCAAAACGGUCAACCAGUUAAUGGCGUCCUCAGCAGGAUGGCAGAGACAGCAGACACCAAACACCAGCAGCCAUCUUCUCACGACAGCACAUGCGUGGCUGCACGAACGCGGCCGCUUGUCAGCUGCCGCCGCCGACGGCUCAUUCAGCCCAACACUGUGCCCAACCUUAAUGGCAAGGUCCCAAGAAGCAGUUGUGUUCAGUGCCAGUGCAGGGUAAACCCCAGUUGUGUGAUGUGUGGUGGCCGGCCCACCCCCAGAGAAGACCCUCAAUAUGAACUACCCACCCUGGAACGUCUGUCAAGACUGGAUCUUGGCGUCCACCCCAUCCUCUCCUUCCCUGAUGAUGUUUGUGUCGGCCUACGGCUGCAACAAGUGAUGAAGAGCCAGUGGCAGAGCAAGUCUCUGGAAAGGAGCAAACCACUGAAGAAACUUUCCCUCAAACACAAGCUUGCCACAUCCAAAGAGAAGCACAAGUUCACCAACUCACUUAUGGCAGUCAGGCUGGGGCAUUAUAAGAACAGGGUUGAGAAGCAGAGGGCAGUGGACAGCAGCAUGGGCAGCAGCAGUGCUCUGCUGAACACCACCAGACUGGAUGUUCAGUCCAUGUGCAAGACUGAGCGUCUGCAGGCCCUCCCUGCAUCUUUAGGCCCAUAUGAAAAGAACUAUAGCCGCAAGAGAUUGAGAGAGUCAUCACUGGACAGAACUGACACCUUACCCAAGCUUUUCAUGGAUUCGCCCAGCACCUGCCUUUCCUUGACCAACAUGCACUCAUCCCUUCAUAGCCCUCUCAGCCGGCAGUUGUCCACAUCGUCAGAAAACUCUACACCACUGGGCCCCGGCAGUCAGAGUGUACCAAGCACUCCUCUACAGCCCAUUAAGAGGAGGCGAGGUGAAAGCUCCUUUGAUAUCAACAACAUUGUCAUCCCCAUGUCUGUGGCAGCCACAACCAGAGUGGAGAAGCUACAAUAUAAGGAGAUCCUCACACCCAGUUGGAGGGUAGUGGACGUCUUUUCUCAGCCCAUCACCGAAGAGGAAGAUGAACGAGAGGUGGAGGACCUGUCAGACGCAGCCUUCGUUCAGCUGCACCAACCCUAUGAAGAUCAGGAACGCACCCGCUGGACUUGGAUGGCCUUUGCUCCUGCUAAGAGGAGGGGCAGCAGGUCCUACAAAUCUGUAGAUGGACGGACAACACCGUUGCUGUGCGGUACCAACCCACCCACUCCUCAGCCUGCAUCCCCAGACCCUGGACACUGCCCAUUGCUCCAUGACUACAGCCAUGUGCCGUCACCCAUGAGUCCAGCGAGUCCUGACACGGCCUCCAAUCCUCACACACCCUGCUCUAGGGACUCCCAUCGGCUGCUGUCCAGUGAAGACACUCGGUGUUCAACACCUGACUUCUCCUUUGAAGAACGGACGGUACCACCCUGGGAACUACGCUCCUUCCCCUUGCCAGAGGACCCGGCCCCAGAACCUGAGACCGAAUACCAGGUCAGGCCUAGAAUGCGCAGCAUCUCAGGUUGCCGAGCCUUUGGCCGCUUGGAUUCAGACGACAUGGAUCAGCCUUGUGAUGAUGACGGUAGCCCAAAACUUAAGGCCUCCACCAACCGAUAAAUGACUGACAGGCUGAGGUUGCCCCACCCUGCCCAAAAAGACUUUUGCCCAUUAACCCUGACCCCUACUCUACCCAAAAA